AUGUCUAGCAAGUUUGAAUCUUCUUUUCCGCGGCGAAGGCCGAGUGAGACGGGCGGAGGUGUUCACGGCGCCUCUGCGCGAGGUUCUAACACCAGUUUGGCCGAUCUGGUCGAUUCCCGCCUGGGUUCUCCGAUAGGAUCCUUACAGUACGAUAUGGGGCCCUCUUUGGAGGAUGGGUACAAGGACGAAAUAUGGGGCUCUAACUCAUACUCGGAAACUGCCAGCACGUUUUCGGUACCGCAGGUGUCGUUGGACGUUCCUGUUGUGCCGUCUCUGGGGCUUGUUGAUGACCCCAUGCAUUAUUUAAAGAACCAGGAGAUAGUGGUCGUUUCAAAACUUCUGGAGACAAUAGAGAAUCACAGGCGCAAUCUCCAAAAGGGAAGCAAGCGUGUGAAGCGUGAUAGACAGUCACUGUUGUCUUUGUUUGCCGAAUUGAACCAGAUCCACCAGGCAAUGAAGGAAAUAUACACCACAGAAAAACAUAACAAGAGCGCCGUGUUGAACAACUUCCAGCGAUGGGAAACAAAAAAGGGCCAGCUGUUCAGCAAGAUCGACGAGAUCCAAAACAACACUGUCGAGGGAGCCACGUAUAAAACUUUGUUAACAGAAAGCAACAAGAUCAACUCGGAGAUUAAACAGCUGGAGGAGAAACUACAGUCGAUGAAACAGAAACAGAAACAGGUGAACCAGCAACUACGCGAAUCCAAAUCGUUGCUGGAUAUCAAGCUGAAUACAUAUUAUGACUCGUUGAACCAGCUAGAGUCCAAAGAGUUUGUGGAGAUGGAAGCUCUUCAAUCGACUAAACUGAUCCAGAAACAGUUUAAUCCAGUGACAAUCAUUGAAAACUUUAAUUUACAGUUAAAUGCGCUUACAGACCUAAUCCAUGUGGCCGAGUCGAAGGAAACGAGUUUCCACGAGUGCUCGGUGUAUCUGACAGACGCCUUUGAGACGCUCAGCUCGCUGGAAGAGUCGUUGAAGGCCAUUAUCUCAGACACGAUUCCGGAGAAGACCGAUUUGCUGCUCAAACAGCUGGACGUCGCGCUGGACGCCCUGACUCAACGCAGAGACCAGGCUAAAAAGUCGCACCUGGACUACAUCCAGGCAAUUCUCACGGACGAGAUCACCGCCAUCCAAAAUACCAUUAGCACUAUCAAGGGAGAGGAGCCCAAAGAACUCAAGGAGCCCAAGCCAAUACUGAAACCGUCUUUCAGUAAUUCCACCAUGCACUCGUUGUCGUCGUCGUCCCCGCUCCCGAUCAAGCCGGCCUACUCGUUGCCCAUUGCCUCCACGUCAGAUGUGACCGCAGGAACUAGUGGUCCCGAAAAAUACGUCCACGCAAAAACAGCCAUCCAAAACAGCAAGGGCGAGAAACGAGAUUGA
Molecule: messenger RNA, 1380 nt
Organism: Ogataea philodendri
Lineage: Eukaryota; Fungi; Ascomycota; Pichiomycetes; Pichiales; Pichiaceae
Exons: 1
Coding region: 1-1380 (459 amino acids)
Source: RefSeq, a predicted model, not a curated record